AUGGAGCUAGAUGUUCAUCUGAAGAGAGAAGGCGGGGAGUCCUGGGGCUUCCGCCUCGUUGGGGGCAAAGACUCCAAGAUGCCCCUCACGGUGGUCAAGGUGGCACCAGAUUCGCCGGCGUCUCGCGCGGGCCUCCAAAAUGGCGACGUCCUGUGUCACGUGACCGGCACAGACGCAUCUGAAAUGUCGCACGACAGCGCGAAGCAGUUUGUGGCCGACGCAAAGGACACUUUGGAGCUUGGUGUGAAGCGUGGUCUCUACGACCCGGUCCUGGACGACUACGAGCCAAUUUACGAGACCAUAGACCAGGAAGAUUUCGACCAACCAUCGCAGCCGACUGAGGAGGAAAUUCUCGAAAUCGAACGAAAGUCGUCCCUCCUCGCUUCUGCCAUCGACGAAACAAUCAAAAGCAUAGAAGAAUACAAAGAAGAAGUAGGCAUUGAAACUAAAAAGGAGAUCACAGUCACAGAAGAGACCAAAAAAGAACAUACCACAAAAUCUAUUGAAGAACAUGUAUCUACAACAGAAGUAAUCAAGUCUACGAGCGACCAACCAAUAAUAUACAACGGCUUUGCCAAAGUAGAGACAAAAGUAUACAACAAUGCUGAUAGUAGAAUAGAUGAGGAAUGGAAGAAAAUCGACGAGCAAGUCAAGGAAAGCAACGAAAAUUUAGUUCAACUAACAAAUGGUUUUACUGAGGGAACUCUAUCCAAUGGAGUUGAUGCUGCAUCUAAUGGUUUAACUGAAAAAACUCUAUCCAAUGGAGUUGAAGCUGCAUCAAAUGGUCUGACUGAAGAAACUGUAGCUAAUGGAGUUGAAUCUAAAACAAAAGCUAAGGUCGAAGACACAACACUAAAAGCUACAGAACUGAAUUCUUUAGAAGCUAAACAGGAUCUGAUUCAAUCAGAAAAUACAGCCGAAAUAUCACUUACAAAUUCAGUUAAAGAAACAAUGGAAGAUACAGCUAUUUUAAGUGAUACUACACCUCGCAAAUCAUCAGUAGAUGUUGCGAAAUUUGACAUAAAGCCUGCAGAGGAAGUAGUUACAAAUGGAGGUAACCCAGGGGAUGUGUCGGCUGCAUUUGUGAUAGAACAGAAGAGAGAUCCGAUGGAGGGAUACAGACCAGUGCAGUUCAAUCCAGAAGAACUGAUCGCGGCUAAGAAAGGCCUGCAGAGCAUCCACUUAAGUGUUCAGGAGCCGACCUUCCAAAGGGCGCAGUCUCCAAACUACGUGUCCAGCUCGGGUGAACCGCUCGGCACCCACCAGGGCAUUGUGGACAGCCUUGAGGAGGCUACAGUGGACGAAGAGUUUGCUAAGGAAUUAGGCAAGCCUGGCAUGACAGAACAGAAGAUCGCAGAGUUGAUUUCUGGUGAAUCUGAAAUGUUAAGAGAGGCGCACGUUAUGGGGCUCUCUCGCGUGUUGAAAUCACACAUGCACCGGGCUGACGAUUCCAGCGUGGACUUCAAGAAGAUAAAACCCAUCAUCGAGUCGCUGAAAGACUCUGAAGUCCUAAAGGCAUUAAACGACGAGCUGAUCAGGACGGCAGAAGAAAAGAAGAAGGAAGAAGAGAAGAAAUGGACGACGUUCCUGCAAAAGCCGAAGCGGCCGGUCCCGAAGGCGAAGUUUGGAUAUUUCGGAUACAUUCAGGAGGAAGAAAAGAUUGAGACGCCGUACAAAGUGAAAAUAGUGAAACAGCCGAAGCCAAAAGUAGCCCCCGAUUACAAACCAGAGAAUUUCGAGACCGGUCCUCUACCCUGGGAGGAGCGGGCCCUCAACGAGCCUCCUCCACCACCAGUAGAGCCAGAGGACCCAAUACUGAUCCCUGAGGAGGUGCCGGAGUUCUUGGAAGCUGUUGACCCUCUGCCAGAAAGUGAAGUGCCAGAUCUUGAGGAGACAGGUAUACCCCUGCCCCCUCCGAAGCCCGAAGAAGAAUCUGUUCCUUCUCCGGUUCCUCUAGAAGAACCGGAAGCCACAGAAGAACCUGUGGAGUUGGACGUGGAAGCAGUGGUUGAGGAGACGAACCAGAUCGUGGAAGAUAUGGAGAAGAAUCGUUUGGCUGAGCAGUUGUUGAUGGGAGUGCAGAAUAUGGUUGAUCCGAACGCGAGCGUGGAGCAGCAGUUGGCCCAGAUGCGAGCGCAGAUGGCAGCACUAGCACAGCUGCCCGGCGUCAUCCAGCAGACCCUCGACCUGGUGACGCGUCAGCUCAGCCAGCUCACCCAGCAGGAGACACAAAUAACUGCCGUGUCUGAAACGCAGAUGCAUUCUGAGAUGCAGUCGGAAUCCCACGAAUCUGUUGAAGUAACCGAAAACAAUUGUGAAACUGUCCAAGAAGAAUCCAACAUAAUUAAAGAAGAAAUAAACCAAAAUGGCGAACAAAACGGUACGACAAUCGAGGAGGUGGUAGAAGAAACGAAGCCCAGCCUCACGCAAGAGGAAAUGGAGAAGUUGAGAAGAGAAGAAGAAGAAAUGCUGGAGGAACAGAGAAGAGUUGAGAAGCAGAAGAAGGAGCUCAUGGAGCAAAUGAGGCUUGAACAAGAGUCUCGACAAGUGAAGCAGCGUCCGACCCCACGCGUGGGCAAGCCGAAGCCCGUGUUUGGGAACCCAGAGCCUCAGGCCAGGCCUUUGGUCCUGCCCGGAGGAAGGAGGUGGAGGAAACCUGCUGAUGCGUACAACGAGGCGUUCAUUGCUGAGACGUUGAGCGCGCAGGCUGAGAUGAUUCAAGGAAAAACUAAAGGGUCAUAUGAAAGCGACAUACUGCCAUACGAUGAGAGGAUCAACUUCAUGAAAUACGAAAAGCCUCCCGUGUCCCUCGACCACCUUCAACACUCUGACGUGUACAAGCUCAUCCACAAUAUGGAGCAGGAGCCGCCGAAGCGAGUGGAGAUGCGCACACCCGUCAUCGCCGAGGCUGAUUAUAGAGAGAAAUGCCGUUCGGUGACUCCUUGUGGACUGGCCAUACUCUGAGCACCCACAACACCAAGUUUCAUUUCAUCAUACUAAACGUUCAUGUUUAAAAAAAUACUUGCUUAAAACCACUAAGUUCUUCGUCUAAAGUCGAUUA
Ostrinia nubilalis (European corn borer) is the source of this 3061-nucleotide messenger RNA. Its product is annotated as golgin subfamily A member 6-like protein 22. Gene Ontology annotation, molecular function: actin binding; muscle alpha-actinin binding. The transcript has 17 exons. Gene Ontology annotation, cellular component: filamentous actin; adherens junction; stress fiber. Gene Ontology annotation, biological process: muscle structure development; actin cytoskeleton organization. Lineage: Eukaryota; Metazoa; Arthropoda; Insecta; Lepidoptera; Crambidae. Bases 1 to 2964 code for a protein of 987 amino acids. The record is from RefSeq and is a predicted model, not a curated record.